Messenger RNA from Aspergillus nidulans FGSC A4, 981 nucleotides. RefSeq names its product HVA22/TB2/DP1 family protein. Gene Ontology annotation, cellular component: membrane. The transcript is spliced from 2 exons. The record is from RefSeq and is a predicted model, not a curated record. The coding region runs from base 19 to 981 and encodes 320 amino acids. Lineage: Eukaryota; Fungi; Ascomycota; Eurotiomycetes; Eurotiales; Aspergillaceae.
AAUACACAGCUGCUGAAGAUGUUCUUUGGGAUUUUCGCAGAUCUGCUAUCCUCCAUCCUCACCAUUCUUUUCCCGAUCUUUGCUUCCUACAAGGCCCUUCGCUCGUCGGAUCCAUAUCAGUUGGCACCAUGGUUGAUGUAUUGGGUGGUGCUUUCUGCCAUCCUCAUGGCUGAAUCCUGGACAUACUUCAUUAUAGGAUGGAUCCCCUUCUAUAGCUGGAUCCGGCUCGGCUUCUUCGCAUACCUCGUUCUUCCGCAGACCCAGGGUGCCCGCAUCCUAUACCAAGACUAUGUCGAGCCGUUCCUUGCACACCAUGAACGAGAGAUUGAGGAAUUCAUCGGCCGUGCCCACGAACGUGCGAAGGCACUGGGUCUCCAGUAUCUUUACCAGGCCAUCGACUUCGUAAGGGAGCGCGUUCUAGGCCUUCCCCCGCAGCGACCCCCGACUCCUCCACCCGCCAGCGCAGCGUCUUAUGCACAGUCCCUCCUGUCCCGCUUCAACCUCCCUUCUGCUGUCGGUGGUACCAAUCCGGCACCUGCCAACGAUUGGUAUUCCGCAAUCAGCUCCGCGGUGGCAGCGGUGACAUCUCCAGGGAAGAGCCACGAAAGCCGUGCAGACGAACUUUCUGCCAGCGGGUCUCUUCUCCCCAGAGAGUUUGAGUCCAAAACCCGCGCAGAGAAGGCGAGCUUCUACUCCAAACAGCGCGAUAUGCUUGAUGUACUCCGUAAUGCCCUGAUAAACGAGGAACGCAACCUUGAGCACGCCGAGGAGGACCCUCUUGCCUAUGGCGGUGGUGCGCCCCUGAGAAAGAACCGCAGCGACAACUCGUUCGACCAUAUUGAGCACGAGGAUACACGGGACCGAUCACCCCGCCGUAGCGGGAACUGGUUUGGAGACGGGGAGCAGACCGGGGCAGCUUCUGGGGUGGAGUUCGCGAUGCGAACCGUGGAUGCGAUCGCUCGUGCAAGGGAAGCUCGUUAG